Scheffersomyces coipomensis is the source of this 997-nucleotide messenger RNA. RefSeq lists its product as uncharacterized. The transcript has a single exon. The record is from RefSeq and is a predicted model, not a curated record. NCBI's taxonomy places the organism in Eukaryota, Fungi, Ascomycota, Pichiomycetes, Serinales, Debaryomycetaceae. The coding region runs from base 140 to 847 and encodes 235 amino acids.
CAUUGGUUAAAUGAUUUUAUUAUCAUUGCUCUACGUGUCAUUCUUAUUAAUGGUGUAGAUUCAUACCUUCAAGGAUAGUCUGACUAUUAAUUAGCCUUGUACAAAACAUCAGAAACCCAUAAAGAAUAACUAUUCAACCAUGUCACAAUUACAACUGCAGAUGCAAAAUUUACCAGGAUAUGGAGUUGCGAUGGAUUAUUUUAAUGAUUAUAUGGAUGAACAUUUUAAUAAAACUGAUCCAUUCCAAGAUGAAGAUGGUCAUAAAUUACAAUUACCUCGAGACACCACCAGCAAAGAGGAACAAAAACUUUGGAAAUCAAUUCAAUCCCAAGCUUGGAUUCAUGAUCAAUGUUUUAUGGGAUGUGGGAAUUCAAUUAAUGGGAUUGGAUUGGUACCAUUAAUGGUAUUGAUCUUACCUGGUUUAGGACCGAUUUUAAUGUAUAUGUUACAUGCUAAAUUGAUUUCAAUGGCGCAAAAGAAAUUAAAUAUUCCUAAUAAAUUAGUAGGUAAAAUGCAAUCUAAUAUUAUGAUUGAUUUAAUUAUAACUUUUCCUCCAUUGAUUGGUAGUUUCUUUGGUUGGUUACAUGGAUGUUCAACUAGAAAUGCAGGGUUAUUAUAUCAAUAUAUGGUAUUUGUAUCGAAACAAAGAGUAGAGGGGAAGACAGCUACGUAUGUGGCACCUGGAAGAGAAGUGGUUGAACCUGAACAUUUUGGAUAUCAUCAACCACAAACACGUCAAAUAAAUAAACCAUCUACAACUUAUAAACGAUCCCAUGAUACCAGAAGUAACAAUACUGGCACUAGAGGCAUUGUAGUUGGAGAUCAACAACAAUCUGGAUUUGUGUAGAUAAAAUAACACUUGUAUAUAAUUAAAAAUAAUGUAAUAAAAUGAAUAUGGUUUGGUUAAAAACGUAAACACACUAUAAGUUGCUCCCCCACUGACCCUCCCACGCGCUGAUUGUUUAUCAAAAGAUAAACGAAACUCAAAAAAAAAUAU